AAUCAUUUUGUUUUGUUUGUGAAGGUACCAUAUUUUCCAAAAUUUUAUAUUGGAGGCAGGGACUAUAUGAAAUAAAGACCCCACCUAACUCAUUUAAGCACCGGAAUAUCUUCUUCAAUGGAACUUUUCCCCUCCGGGAAGAAUCACAGCGACAACAAGACUGUUCCCAAACUAAUCCUACCCCUGUUUCUGACCGUCGUCGUCCUCGCCGCCUUCCCGCUUUACUACACCUUCAACAGAGCCCCAACUGUCCACGAACUCGAUCUAUUCCUCUCUACCUCCCCCGACGGCGGAACCGGGCCGGAGCCGAGCAGAAACAGCAAAGCCGCGGCGCCGGCGGCCGAGAUCGCCAGAAGAUGCGACAUUUCCACCGGGGAUUGGGUUCCCGACCCGACCGCCGCUCCUUCUUACAGCAACGAGACUUGCUGGGAGAUUCAGGAAACCCAAAAUUGCAAGAAGUUCGGACAGCCGGACAAUGGCUACUUGAGGUGGCGGUGGAAGCCGGACGGCUGCGAGCUGCCCGUUUUUGACCCGGUCGAGUUCCUGGAACUCGUCAGGGGAAAGGCUUUGGCCUUUGUGGGAGAUUCAAUCGCCAGGAAUCAUAUGCAGUCACUGGUCUGCCUCUUGUCAAGGAUUACAUACCCUUCAGAUAUAUCAAACACGGACAACCGGCGAAGCUUGGUGUACAGAGAUUACGACUUCAACAUCACCCUGUUCUGGUCGCCCUAUUUGGUCAAGACAGGGGUAACAUAUUCUGAGAGCAACAAAGACAACCCCUUCGACCUCUACCUGGACGAAUUCGACGAAUCUUGGACCACGAAAAUCAAAGAUUUCGACUACCUGAUAAUCAACGCCGGCCACUGGUUCUUCAGACCGACCAGGUUUUACCUGGAGGGCAAACUCGUGGGCUGCCUCUACUCCUGGGAUCCCAAUGUCACCCAACUGACCAGUGGCUUCAGCUACCGGCGCGCUCUAAAGACCGCGUUCCGGGCUGUCAAGAGCAACUUCAAGGGCGUCGCGUUUCUGAGAACCUUUACGCCGCAACACUACGAAAAUGGGCCUUGGGAUAGCGGCGGAGAGUGCGCGAGGACUGAGCCGCUUAGGAGGAACGACUCGGCGGCUCUUGCUCAGUUUAAGUUUGAUGUAUAUGAUAUUCAGAGAGAGGAGUUUGGGGUUGCAGAAGAGGAAGGGAGAAGGAACAGUGAUGGGGUGGUGAGGUUAAGGUUGUUUGAUGUAACUCAGGCGAUGUUGUUGAGACCGGACGGGCAUCCUAACCGGUACGGCCACCCCCAGAACCCCAACAUCACUUAUCACAAUGACUGUAUCCAUUGGUGUUUGCCUGGGCCUAUUGAUACGUGGGGCGAUUUCUUCAUGGAGUUGCUGAAGAGGGAGGUGAUCGAUCCAAGAUAGAGGACCAUCAACUUGACAUCUUUUGAUCUCUUUUGUUUUUUUAGUUGUAGUUUGUGCUCAUUCUAUUUUUUUUCCACUUCUUUUUUUAUUCUAACCACUGUUUGAGGUGCUUUUCCAUACUUAUAAGCUGGUUAAAAUUGUUGAUGGAUUGCUUCUCAAGGAUUUUGUUCCUCCAUUUUUGGCUAUAUACCGCGUAAAUCCCCCUUUUCGUUUUGUGUUGGAUUGCUUCCCAAAAUACUUUGACCAUGGAGUUUGAGCUUGGACCUCCAUUCUUCUUUUCAUUGAGCAAAAUGAACCACAACACAACAACAUGGCUAUUUGUUCAUGGUCUCACGGAUGACGCCAAAAUGAUGGUAUAAAUUAUUUCGAUUGGAAUAUCGCUCUUAGUUGAGUAAGAACAAUAAACUAGUCUAACAAUU
Molecule: messenger RNA, 1829 nt
Organism: Cuscuta campestris
Lineage: Eukaryota; Viridiplantae; Streptophyta; Magnoliopsida; Solanales; Convolvulaceae
Source: the annotation of a GenBank genome assembly